Molecule: messenger RNA, 1568 nt
Organism: Coffea arabica (coffee)
Lineage: Eukaryota; Viridiplantae; Streptophyta; Magnoliopsida; Gentianales; Rubiaceae
Source: RefSeq, a predicted model, not a curated record
CAUUACCAGUUGAGACAGUGAGAGUGACACCACCGCGGGGAAAGGGAGUUUGCUUUUCCUGUUCGUGUCGCUGUAUAACAUAACAUAACGUGCCUAACAAGUGUCCAUUUGCAGCCCAAUUGCCCGUUUCAUUCAUUGAUGAGUAAACUUCCAACCACUUCUCCUUCCUCGGUAAAGCUCUGUCUUUUAGCACUCAAUUUUCUGAUCUCAUCUGCUAGCCUUUUCCUCCCUUUCCUGCAACCCAAGUCUUUUGGUGCAGACAUUCUAUACAGACUUUGAGCACUGAUCGACUAGGAUUUGACAAAGAAGCAUGCUUUUGUGCGCAUACCUACAGCUCAUCCAAUAGAAUAGUCACUUUUCAUUUGGAAACAUAUCAACAUCUUGCUCCAUCAGAACAUGGGAGCAAAUGCUUGGUUCCUCAUCUAGUUUGAGCUCCUACAAAUUCAUCUAAUUUAAGUUGCCACAAGAGCAGGAAUUUAUAGCUGGGGAUCGCACAGCUUGAAUGAAGUUGGAGAAGAAAAUUAAUUGAGCUAUAGAUUCACAGAUAAUGAGGGACUUCCCUUCUUGUUUCAAUGAAAGUGGGGUCCAGGUUGCUGAUUCUUCCCCAGCAUCAUCAAAUUCUAGUAAAGCUUCUCAGAAUCUCGUUACAUGCGUCUAUCAGACACAGUUUCAGGGCACUUCAUGCUUCAUUACCAUUACCUGGUCCAAGAAUUUGAUGGGGCAAGGAGUUAGCAUUGGAAUUCGGAGUUCAACCAACGAAUGCGUCUGCAAGGUUGAUAUUAAGCCUUGGUUAUUUACUCCAAGAAAAGGGUUCAGAAGUUCAGAGGCCGAUUCCACUGCAAUUGACAUAUAUUGGGAUUUUUCAUCCGCAAAAUUUGGUUUUGGCCCGGAACCGCUAGAGGGUUUCUAUUUAGCCGUUGCAUUUAACCAAGAACUUGUCCUACUCCUCGGGGAUUUGCAAAAGGAAGUGUAUAAGAAAAUAGGUACUAGCCCUGUUGCAUCUAAUACGGUGUUUAUUGCCAAAAGAGAGCACAUCUUUGGGAAGAGAGUAUACACUACAAAGGCUCAAUUCUGUGACCACGGGCCGAUACAUGACAUCGAAAUUGAGUGCGAUACUGGGGGGAUUAACGAUCCAUCUCUGGCCAUCAGCGUGGAUAGCAGAGCGGUGUUGCAGGUGAAGCGGCUGCGGUGGAAGUUCAGGGGGAACGAGACUAUUUUGGUGGAUGGACUGCCGGUGGAGGUGUACUGGGAUGUUCAUAGUUGGUUCUUUGGGAAUGUUAUGGGCAAUGCUGUUUUCCUGUUUCAAACCUGUCUCUCGGCCGAGAAGCUGCGAAACAGCCACUCCACCGUCUCCUCAAAUCCGUCUGUGUUCAGUCGGUCAGGUUCGCAAAAGUCCGGGUCACGAGGUGAGGGAUUUUCAUUGAUUUUGUACGCCUGGAAAAACGAGUAAAAUUUUCUUUAUGAUCAUUUCUUUUUCUUUUUUUUUUUUGGUGUUGCGCCUACAUGUAUGCUGACCACUUGCCAGGUCAAUCAAUAAAACUUCUCCCUCCUGUGAUCUUGCUCUCAAA